CAGGGCUGGUGGCAACAUGACGAGCGAGGUGAUUGAGGAUGAGAAGCAGUUCUACUCAAAGGCCAAGAGCUAUUGGAAGCAGAUCCCCGCCACGGUGGACGGCAUGCUGGGGGGCUACGGCCACAUCUCCAGCAUUGACAUCAACAGCUCGCGCAAGUUCCUGCAGAGGUUUCUGAGGGAUGGCCCGAACAAGACGGGGACAUCCUACGCCCUGGACUGCGGCGCUGGCAUUGGCCGGAUCACCAAGCGGCUGCUGCUGCCACUCUUCCGCGUGGUGGACAUGGUGGAUGUGACGGAGGACUUCCUGGCCAAGGCCAAAACCUACCUGGGGGAGGAGGGCAGGCGUGUGCGCAACUACUUCUGCUGUGGCCUGCAGGACUUCAGCCCCGAGCCUGGCUCCUAUGAUGUCAUCUGGAUCCAGUGGGUCAUAGGCCACCUGACAGACCAGCACCUGGCCGAGUUCCUGCAGCGCUGCCAGCGUGGCCUGCGCCCCAACGGCAUCAUCGUCAUCAAGGACAACAUGGCACAGGAGGGCGUGGUCCUGGAUGAUGUGGACAGCAGUGUGUGUCGGGACCUGGACGUGGUGCGCGGGGUCAUCCGCAGCGCGGGCCUCAGCCUGCUGGCUGAGGAGAGGCAGGAGAACCUGCCAGACGAAAUCUACCACGUGUAUAGCUUUGCCCUGAGAUGAGCCAGGGUGGCAGGACCCAUGGGACCGGAGCCAGGGCGGGAGUGCUGGCAGCUGGCCGAGAGCCUGGCUCCACAUGGCCAACAACAGAUGGUGGCUUGUGCGUGUGGAGGCCACUAAAUACAGCUGUCUGAGUCCACUCC
Molecule: messenger RNA, 828 nt
Organism: Ochotona princeps (American pika)
Lineage: Eukaryota; Metazoa; Chordata; Mammalia; Lagomorpha; Ochotonidae
Gene: NTMT1
Product: N-terminal Xaa-Pro-Lys N-methyltransferase 1
Exons: 3
Coding region: 17-688 (223 amino acids)
Cellular component (GO): cytoplasm
Molecular function (GO): N-terminal protein N-methyltransferase activity
Source: RefSeq, a predicted model, not a curated record